AGUUAUUCUUGCCUGCAUUACAGCAGCCGUAUCUCAAACUCAUGGCACCGAAGAGAACGAUAAAUAAACAGUCGAAUAUAGUUUUUUCCCAGUGAUAAAUGACACACUUGUCUUUGCAAAGGGAACUAUCUGCUCUCGUUGGAACUGCGAUUUUGGAGAAUUACCCAGCAUUUUAAAAGGUGUUUUCUUCUGGCCUUUCACAGUUUACACACCGUGCUCCAGACGCAACGUUCUAGCACACUUCACAAACUUCAACACGGUUUGGGAACGGCUCGGUCGUCCUCGUACAAAUGUGACCUGGCAACACCGGUAAACCACGAACGGAGCUGUCACUUCUAGGUUACGACAGUAACCACCUUGUGAGGAUCUGAUCUGGGGAGCGAGUGCUGCAGUUUCGAGCAACACGAGGAACGCGUGCUUAUGUUACUUUUCUGCGCUAACUUUCUUACCUCUCAACAGGACUUCAUCGUGAACGAUGGAUUAUUAACUGUUUACAUAUAUUCAAGCGUGUAUCUAGCCAAUCAGCUGAAUUGGGCACAAAACAAAAUUGAUCGAUUAUCGAUGUUAUUCAUCGAUUAAGGGCUGCAUCAAUUACUAGAAUUGAAAUCAGCAAUUAGGCGUUUGAAUAGUUUAGUCUCUCCAUUGUCCUAUAAUUAAACGGAGAUGGAGGGUCGGGAUGACAAAGGGAAUAAAGAGAGUAAUAUCUCGAAGCCAGAUAUUCAAAAGUUUGCUCUCUGGUACAUCGGCUGGUCCUCCUUGGACAAGCGUACUACCCUGCCCAUGCUGCCGUGGUUGGUGGCGGAGAUCCGGAAGAAAAGUGAGAAGAACGAAUCGGGACGGGAGACUUGUUCCGUCCAGGCCAGAGAAGUUCAACUGGUGCUCACCCCGCCGUUUAUUCGAUGUGUGCCCGCGAACAAUGUCGCCAACUCGUCCGUCUUCAUCUUCGAGCAUAAAGCGCAGUUCAUCUCACGUUUUAUCCACAACAGUAAUGACCUCACUUAUUUCGCCUACCUUAUCCGGAGCCAGCCCGACAACCCGGAGUCUGAGAUGGCAUGCCAUGUCUUCAGGGCAUACGACCCCAACCAGGUACCAGAAGUGAUCAGUAGUAUCCGUGCGGUGUCAAAGUCGGCCCUAAAGGAAGACUCCAAGCCCAAGCGGGAUACUGAAGAGGCCUUUUAUAACUCCCAGAAGUUUGAAGUGCUCUACUGUGGCAAGGUGACUAUCGGGCACAAGAAGGCUCCCUCCACCCUCAUUGAUGACUGCAUCAAUAAGUUCCGCCAGCAUGAAUUGGAGCGCAAGCACCUGCGCCUCCUGAAUGACCAGCGGGGAUCCACAGAAAGCGCCCCCAUAGAGUUCAUCAUGGGGGAUGACGGAGACCCCCUCUCCUCAACCACCCACAGUGAGGGGCUGGAGGACCCUGAGGGGCUGGAGGUGGAUGAGGUCACUAACAGAGGAGGUUCUGGAGGGAAGAUCAUGUCCAACAGCCCCAGCCUGGGCAGCCUGCGGGGGUCCUUCCCCGAGUGCAUCCUGGAGGACUCUGGUUUCGAGGAGCAGCAGGAGUUCCGGACGCGUUGCAGCAGCCUGGCGGGCAGUCUGCAGCGGAGGCCCCUAGAAGGUGCGCUCAAAGCCGCCCCGGCACGCCGCCGCCACGCCAGUGCCCCCAACAACGUCCAGCCCUCAGACGCCGACAAAAACCGCACCAUGCUCUUCCAGGUCGGACGCUUCGAGGUGAACCUGAUCAGUCCAGACAGUAAGACUGUGGUGCUGGAAAAGAGAUUCAAAGACAUCUCGUCCUGCUCUCAGGGUAUAAACAAGACGGACCACUUUGGGUUUAUCUUUCGCGACCCGGGGGAGACUGGUCCGGGCCAGUAUGUGUGCUACGUCUUCCAGUGUGCCAGCGAAUCCCUGGUGGAUGAGGUGAUGCUUACUCUGAAGCAGGCCUUCAGUACGGCAGCAGCUCUGCAGAGCGCCAAGACACAAGUCAAGCUGUGCGAGGCCUGCCCUAUGCACGACCUGCACAAACUCUGCGAGAGGAUUGAGGGUCUGUAUCCUCCCAGGGCCAAGCUGGCCAUCCAGAAGUACCUCUCUCAACUGACUGAUAACGAACAGGUCGACAUCUUUGAGCGAGUUCAGAGAAUGAAGCCUGCGUCGGACCAGGAAGAGAAUGAGCUGGUGAUUCUCCACCUCCGCCAGCUAUGUGGAACCAAGCAGAAAUCCCACCUCCACAUCGGAGAAGCCCAACUGAAAACCCCCAACACCACAACCGCACCAGUGGACAGCACAGCAGUGACGGGCGGCCGCUUCAAACUGGACAUCCUGAAGAACAAGGCCAAGAGCUCGCUGACCAGCUCACUGGAGAACAUUUUCUCACGGGGCGCCAACCAGAUGAGAGGUCGCCUGGGAAGCAUGGGGGGGAGCUUUGAGAGAGCGGACGACUCUCCCGGCGACUCCCCACCAGGCACGCCCCCUAGUUUCCCUGACGACGACCCAGAUGCCCUCCAGUUCCGGCGACGUGCCCACACCUUCAGCCACUUGCCCGUGAAGAAGCGCAUCUCGUUCAACGACGCGUCCACCCAGGGAGUCCAACAGGGGGGCACUGGUACCCACAGCAAGGCUCUGCUCCGUAGGCAGUUGUCUGUCAACCCCGAACUACUGCAGAGCAGCCCCGUGCCCACCUCGAGAACGCGCAGCGUGUCGGAGAGCGAGUCCAACUUCAGUCUCUCCUCCUCCUUCUCCGCUCCCACUUUCCUGAAAAGCUUUUACCAGGGCUCCUUCGGGUCCAUGGGGUCUUUGGCCGACACCAGGACCCUCUGGAGUAAUGGGGAGGGCAGGAAGAGGACGCUAUCUGGAUGCAGCAGUGACAGUGUGAGUGUACCCCUCAACAUCCGCAAAGUGUCCUGGAGACAGAAGAUCUUCCUGCGGGUCGCCUCGCCCAUGAACAAGCCCACAUCCAUGCAGCACCCAGACCACUGUGAUGUCAUGGACCUGCUGCCCCUCUCCCCCCACUCCUUCGACCCAAGUCUGGACCCCCUGGCCAGCCUACUGCCUACCUCGGGUGACACCUUCACUGGGAAGAGGCCCAAGAGGACGGCGGUGCACUACCGGGCCCUAUGGAAGACGGCGAUCCACCAGCAGAUACUGCUGCUACGCAUGGAGAAGGAGAACCAGAGACUGGAGGCAAGUCGAGACGAGCUGCACAUCCGGAAGAUGAAGCUGGACUACCAGGAAGUGGGAACAUGCAUUAAAGACGUGCUAGCCUUCUGGGACAGGAAGCUGAGCGUUCCGGGCAGAGCCAAGGUCGUCCCGUUGGACAAAGAGGAGGUCCACAAUGCAAUCUCUAAGGGUGUCCCUAAGGGCAGGCGUGGGGAGGUGUGGCUCCUCUUCUCCCAGCAGCACCGCCUGAGACACCGUCUGCCCCCCGGCCGCCACGCCCCAGACACCCCCUACCAAGACCUGCUGAAGCAGCUCACGGCCCAGCAGCACUCCAUACUAGUUGACCUGGGUCGGACGUUCCCCACCCACCAGUACUUCUCAGCCCAGCUGGGUGCAGGGCAGCUGUCCCUCUACAAUCUGCUCAAGGCCUACUCUCUGUUAGACACUGAGGUGGGCUACUGCCAGGGCAUCAGCUUUGUGGCAGGUAUCCUGCUGUUGCACAUGAGUGAGGACCAGGCCUUUGACAUGCUCAAGUUCCUGAUGUACGACCUGGGCUUCCGCAGACAAUACAGGCCUGACAUGACUUCUCUACAGAUUCAGAUGUACCAGUUGUCCAGGCUGCUGCACGACUACCACAGGGAGCUGUACAGCCACCUGGAGGAACACGAGAUCUGCCCCACCCUCUACGCAGCCCCAUGGUUCCUCACACUCUUUGCCUCCCAGUUCCCACUCGGAUUCGUCGCACGGAUAUUUGAUAUCCUAUUUGCCCAGGGGAGUGAAGUGAUCUUUAAGGUGGCUCUGUGUCUACUGAGCAGUCACGAAGGGGAGAUAGUGGAGUGUGAUAGCUUCGAGACCAUCGUGGACUACCUGAAAACUACAAUUCCCAACCUCACCCACACCCAGAUGGAGGAAACCAUCUCAAAGGUGUUGGACAUGGACAUCUCGAAGCAGCUACAUGCGUAUGAGGUGGAGUACCACGUGCUGCAGGACGAGACGGUGGAUGCUGUGCUCCAGUCAAACGACUCAGACCGUCUGGAUAAACUGGAGAAGACCAACAACCAGCUGAAGAAACAGAACAUGGAUCUGCUGGAGAAACUACAGGCGGCACGUCAGAAGAUCCAAAGCCUGGAGGCCACUGUGGAGAACUUCCUGUCACGUGAGUCCAAGAUGAAGCACAUGAUUCGCUCGCUGGAGCAGGAGCGCCAGUCCUACCAGAAGACUAUUGAGCGCAUGCGCUCCUGCCUGCCCCCGGACGCCCUGGCUGACGUGGAGAUGACCCACAUGGUCAAGCCUGCUCAGGGGCCAAACGGCAAGGCCAAGCCCACCGCCAAGAAGCCCUAAUGGGGGAAGAGUGGAAGGCAAAGGUGAGGGAGAGACUGGAGAAUGGACAGGUAGAUGAAUAUUACUGACAUAGAGAGAGGACUCUGAUGAUGGAUGGAUAGAAUUUCUGAAUUUGAAAACCAAACUUUAUUGGGAAUAUUAACAUUUGUGAAACUGUUUAGCCAUACUAUAUGUGUUGUCGUUUUAAGACGGGUGGUGUAGUUCCUAUGUGAUGUCGCCAUUUCGACAGACAGACACUGACAGUAUGGCAAUGUGGUCUGGUUUGAAUGUGCUGUGUGUGCCUGUGUGCGCGCACACAGGAAAUAAGAAGAGUAUAGAGAAGGUUCACAGUCUCUCUGUUAGGCUGGAGAACAGACUGAGUUGAAUGUCACUGCUCACACACCACAAACAGCUGACAUCAUGGACAGACACUUUUUCAUUUUGUUCCAGGACAGUGUACACACACACACACACUGUCUCCAGGACUUUCUCUCUUCCUUCAUACUGUUUUAUCCCACCUUCACAUCUGAGUCAUGUUCUCCAAUGAUUCUGAUUGAAAAGAGAAAAAGUCAAAAGAAUAAUUAAAUAAGCUCUAGUCUGAUAUCGACUGUUAAGCGCUGACCUGCCUGCAGCUAAAAAAAAUAUGUUUAUCUUAAAAAGUUGAAUGUUGAAUGUUGCAAACGGUGUUACACUGUUCACUUUUUUGUAUUGUGAACCGAAAGCAAUUACUGAAAGUUGACCAAGUGGACAUGUAGCAUAUUUGGGUCUUUGUAAUAUGGAUGAUUUCUAUUAUUUGCUUUCUGAAAUGUUGAAAGAAUGUUUUAUUUUUGAUUGUCAAUCUGUCAAUCGUGCACAAUGUAGGAACAGUUAUGUUUCACAGAGUUGACACGAAUACGAACAGCACUCCAUGUGAAAUGACUUUGAAUUAGGCUACUGCAGCCGAUCCACACACGUUUAAGGUUGACGAAGCCUAUCCGACGUCAUCAACUAGCCUGUAACCAUCGAGGUGAUGGUUUACCACCACCCUUUCACAACCAGUCAACACACACAGAACUGAAAGGUGAUGUUUUUCUAUAGCUACUUCAAAUUAAGCAGCAUAUCCCACAAGAAAUAUAAAUUAAUUGAUACGUUUUUAUUUAAGAUAAAUCAAGUAAAUCCAUUUAAGAAACACAAUUACAAUUCGCAUUUCCUGAUGUGCAGGAAAAUCCCUGCGACAACAGAGGUGGUCAAAUGAAGAUAUUACAUCUGUAUGACACAGGCUUCACUUAUUCCACCGAGUCGUCGUUGUGGAAAUUGCUUGUGUAACGCUCAUUUCUUUUUCAUAUCAGUGCUUUUCUUAGGGUGGUUGUGGUUGCAUUGUUAUUUGCCUUAAUGUACUCUCUCCUGUACUGCCUUUGGACCCAAAGAGGUUUUAAUGCUUUCGUUGCUAAAUGGUUAGCAACCAGAAGUGUAUUAUAAUUCAUGCAAGUGUUUUUAUUCUUCUAUUUCAUCAAAUGAUGAAUUUCAGCGCUGUUUUUCAACACUGUCCGUGUUUAAUUGUUUUAAAAUGUUCUGUGUUUUCAUGUGUUUCAAUGCUUUGUGUUUUCAUGUUAAACAAGCUAAAAAGACAUCUAGUUCUGGGUCAUACAAAGACAACCGUCCUUUUGCUAUCUAGAGAUUCAUGUCUUUCAAAGAUGCUCCAUUGGAAAUAUAGGCUGGCCAAUCAUCAUUGAUCAUCAGAGAAUGAACUAGAUUAAAGUCAUAUUCUUGUGUUAACUCAUAAGUGCCAAAUCAAAGCAUGAAUGCAGUCUUCUUUAUCUACCCUGAAUCGGAGAUAAGCUUAUGACCAUGAUUGAGGGUGAUAUAAGGGAAGCCCUAAUGGCUGGCUUGAGUGUUUGCUUUCUUUUGCGUCUGUGUAGGAAGCCAACAUCAUCACAUUGUUCAAUCACUACUAUGGAAUAACGCCGAUUGUGUUGAAUUAAUGUUGACUGCCUGUUUUUGUUGAAAUGAGGCCUCACAAAGAAAAAUGUCACGUGUACUUCAAUAAAUCACACCUUCACUGCCUUUUUCUA
Messenger RNA from Oncorhynchus tshawytscha (Chinook salmon), 6524 nucleotides. It is a transcript of the gene tbc1d4, whose product is annotated as TBC1 domain family, member 4. The record is from RefSeq and is a predicted model, not a curated record. The transcript is spliced from 22 exons. The coding region runs from base 664 to 4494 and encodes 1276 amino acids. Lineage: Eukaryota; Metazoa; Chordata; Actinopteri; Salmoniformes; Salmonidae.